CAGUGCGCACGCGCCUCCGCAAGUUCCGCAAGCAGACGCGAAGUGCGUGGCGCCGGCGCUCAGACCAAGACAUCGAAUUGAGACAUCAGCUAACCCCACCCACCCUUCGAGUGUGUGUGUGCGUGUGUGUGGGAGGUGACGAAGCGAAAAGCCGCAAAGUUCACAAGGAAAAAGUUGUGAAAAUUGAUUUCCCAGCAAGGCGCUGAAGCCAAACCAAAAGCGUUGUGUGCUCGUCUACAAAAUAAAACGUUAAACUUGAACGAUAAUGCUCCAAUUGUGCACCAUCUACGCGUGCGCCAAUGGUACGCUGGGCCUGAAUUUGAGUCGCGCCCCCUGGGAUCCGUAUCCAUGGGUCAGCGGGGUGCAGGCGAAAUCAAAUGCGGAGCGCGGCGGUGUACGCAUUGGCGAUACUCUGUUGGAGCUGAAUGGAGUGGACAUACUCGGCUUAAGGAUCAGUGAGCUGGCCCAUCGACUGGCCGAGCACUGGCACAGUGGGGCCGAGUGUGUGACCAUGAUGAUGUGGCGCCAGCAGGCAGCCAUCACAUCGCCCGAAGAUGCUGAGGAGGCAUCCCAUGCUGUGCAGCAUGGAAUUAAUCAACAAUCGCUGCAAAAGUUUGCAACAUGCCUUCAACAUAUUUCCCAAUUACUGGAGUGUCCUGUGUGCCUUGAGGUCAUCAAACCACCUGGAUGGCAGUGCUGCAACGGACACGUGCUCUGCAAUAAUUGCCGCAGCCGGUCCGUCAAGUGUCCGGUGUGUCGUGUGCCACUGGGACCCAGGGGACGCUGCCUGCUGUCGGAUAAAUUAUUCACCCUGCUGGCAGAGAGUUUUCCCUGCGAUGGCGGGAAAACCAACAAGGUGACUACGGACCAGGACCAGAACCAGGACCAGGCCCCGCAGGUCCAGCGAAAACUGAGCAGCGUCAACAAGUGCACAAAUGAAUAUCAUAAUCAACCAAAAAUGGCGCUGGCCAAGUCAAACUCCGGCAAGAAGUGCGGCAAACAAAUCUCCAGGCAACUGCAGCUGGACGCAGUGGCAGUUGUGGUUCUGAAUGGCAGACACAGCAGCGGUGCAGGUGCAGAUGGAGAUGGAGAUGGGGAUGGCGGUAAUGGCGGGGUGCUGCAGCAGCACCAGCACCAGCAAAUGCCAAAGGGAAAUGAGGAAAAUGCUCGAAUUCGAAAUAAUGUCGCCGACAACAGAAACAGCAACCACAACAGCAACGGCAACAGCAACGGCAACGCCAACGGCAGCAUCACCAGGAGGUGGCACAGUCAGGGCCAGGACGAGAAGGACCUGCAACGUUGCACACUGAUAAAAGUGCAGCACCAGGAGAGUCGUUUCAACGAGCAGCAGAAGAAGUCGGCGCUGGAAGUGCUCGAGAGCAACAAUAUGCUCGUUAAACCAAAGUUAAAGUUGAGUAGAAAAAGUUGUCGGAUUACAGGCAAAGAUCAAGACGGAUUGCGCUGUGAUGAAGUUGCAAACAUAAAUACGGGGCAACACCCAGCAACGGGGCAGAAGGUGGAGGAGGAGCAGCUGGGGCAGAAGCAGGAGCAGGUGAUGCAGUCAGCUGGCGGCAAAGGCCAGCUGCAAUUUCAAAAUUAUCAUUGCCCCACUGGGAAAUCAUGUAUCUUAAGCUGCAGCAGCAGCGUCGCGCUGCUGAAACUUUCCCAGCCAGCGGCUGGCUCUCGGAACAAAUUGUCAAGCGUCAUAGAUGGGGACGCCACCGCAGACGCAGCGGCACUGGGUGCCGGAGUGGCAGCUCCUGUGGCAGCCGAAAUUGCAGCGGCCACCUUAUCAGUGGGGAGCCAUAAACAGGCGCCAGCAUCUGAAGUAAAUCAGGCAACGUCGUCGCUGGUUUCGGGGUCGGGGUCGGGGUCGGGCGCGUCGUCAUCAAUAAAGUCCUGCGAGUGGCAGCUGCUGAGGCAUCUCAGCACCGAACACCGCCUGGCCGUGCUGCACUCCUACGGCACGUUCGGUGAGCGGCUGCACGUCCAGCUGCCGUCCCAGCAGACGGUGGCAUGCCUCAGUCUGAGCGAGGAUGUCAGUUUGGGCCACGAGAAUGUCAGAGUGCACACAUUUUUCCUGGCUGUCAUACCGAUCAGCGCAGGGCAUGGGCAUGCCGUCUUCCUCUGGCACCUGGACCGGCCACAGGAGGAGCCACACUUUGAGACUGUCAUCGAGACACAGGGCGGGCGUGUCAAGUGGUUUGGUGCCGCCCACUCACUCAGGCGCAGCUGGCCGGAGAUUGCUGCCACUGGCCAUUUCCUCAGCUGCCACAACCUGCCGGAGAACGCCUGCGCAGCCUUUGAUAUCACAGUGAAACGAAAGUACCCCCAGCCCUAGACUUACGGCCAGCAUUCUCCGCUAUUUAGCUUUAGCCUAACCCUAAUUAGUGUUUAGUUUAGAAUAUUAAUUUGUGUGUGUGGAAUGCGAAGACUGCAAAUGAAUUUCGCCCAUUUAUAAUCUGUGUAAUUUGCAACCAAUUUUCAUGGCAUUCCAUGUUGAAACAGUUGAAAUAAAAACCGAAAUACCAAAAUAUGCACAAGUGGAGCCAUGGGAAUGAAAAAUCUCUUGACGAACUUGACGGUUGUGUGCUUUGUAAAUUAUAUUUGCAUUUUUUUAACGGAUCGGCUCUUGUUCGUGUUCGCGUUCGUGUAUUUAUUCGCAAAAAUGCAAAACGCAAUUUGGAAAUGUGUUUAAUGUGCAAUAUUUUUAAUUAAUAAAAACAUUUAGAAAUUUGCUGGCCACGCAAAUUGAACGUCAUGUAAACAUCGAUGUUUUAAAUACCCUGCAUUGAAUUGGUUAGGAAUUGGUAAGGCAUAAAGGAAGUUGCAGCUACCUCGCACACCGAUACCACAGUAUUUUUGGAUCGUUGGGAAUGCACACACUAUUGCACAAUUUCCCAUUUUCCGAUAUUUUAAUAACGUGCUAUUUUGUUUUGCUGUUGUUGUUGUCAAGAGUAUUCCGGUUUCGUGGCUCAAUGGGUGAAUGUUUCUUUCUUGUUGAAAAAUAACACCGAUAUUUGCAUUGCAGACCACCAGAAACGGGCAGCAGCGACUAGCGCUUGUCUGUUUGCUGCCUCCUGAUAAUUGACUUGCAUGCAAAUUAAUGUUUUUUGCCCCGAUAUUGUUUUUGCUGCUCCUGCUGCUCCUGCUGCUCCUCCGUGUUCCUCCUGUUGCCCUGUCCGUGUGCGUUUGGCCGACAAACAGUAAACACGGGGGCCAAACCCAUGAGUAAUUUUCAUCAGUGCCAUGCAAUACAUAAAUCUCUGCACCAUCGAUGUUUACCAUAUUUAAGGAAAAAACUUCAAUUUUCAUACAACAAAAAUCACAGUGCCCACCAACUAUACUAUACAAUAAUACUAUACUAUACUAUGCUAUACCAUACAGACUUUCUAUAUAGUCCAUGUUUGGGUGCGCUGACUGCGUGUGCACGUGCAAAUAAAGGAACGUUUUUUUUU
Molecule: messenger RNA, 3458 nt
Organism: Drosophila obscura
Lineage: Eukaryota; Metazoa; Arthropoda; Insecta; Diptera; Drosophilidae
Exons: 5
Coding region: 266-2341 (691 amino acids)
Cellular component (GO): cytoplasm
Molecular function (GO): protein binding; ubiquitin protein ligase activity
Source: RefSeq, a predicted model, not a curated record